This is a messenger RNA of Manis pentadactyla (Chinese pangolin), 7379 nucleotides long. RefSeq lists its product as uncharacterized. The record is from RefSeq and is a predicted model, not a curated record. Gene Ontology annotation, biological process: virion assembly; DNA integration; proteolysis. Gene Ontology annotation, molecular function: nucleic acid binding; zinc ion binding; aspartic-type endopeptidase activity. NCBI's taxonomy places the organism in Eukaryota, Metazoa, Chordata, Mammalia, Pholidota, Manidae.
GUCUCCUUGGUUGUUCUUGUUGCUUAGGACACUGCUGACUUCUUUCAGGCCAAGCUGGUUUGAAGGGGAAGUGUGGGCCUUUUUCAGGGGGCAAGAGUUGUUGGGCACCUCUUACCCCGUGGUGAAGAACUAUCAUGGAGGAUUCCCCUGCACCAUGGGAACACGGGAUUCUGUGCACAGAGCAUUGCAAAUAGCACCUGCAAAUGGUUGGUAAGGAAGAGUGUAACCCCAUAUGUACACAUGCAUCUCCUCUUUUUGUGCUUCAUCAUCAAUGGACUUCACUUCUAAAAUACCUGUUUAAAGAUAAAAUUAUUAGGAAUUUUAAGAUGGCAGCAAUGGAGCAUGAAAUCAAGUGUGAGGCCCUUUUGAGUGGGGGUCCUGGGUGACUGCACAGGUUGUAGCCCAUGAAGCUGGUCCUUUGGGGACCUCAUACUAAUUUCUGCUGAUAGCUGGGUCUGGGCCCUGGUUUAGGGAUCCAGGCUUCUGGGGAAAAGAAAGGGAUUAUGAUUCUGCCAGCUGGUGGUAAAAAAGGACCUGAGACCCUUAUAAUUAACCCAUGACAGUCUCAUAUCUCCAAGUAACAUUUCCCCUCUGCCACCCAGCUCUCCCCCCCCACAUGCAUACAUACUUUGAACAGCUGGGACAUUAAACUUAACACACUGUUACUUGUUUGAGCCAUGUCUGUGGGAAAGGUGAGGGACAGCACAAGUGCCCAGCUUACUCUCAUAGGAAUAGUCCUGAGCCUUGUACCCAUUAGGCCAUUUCCACUUGUAGAACCUGAAGAAUCAAAAGUUAGCAUAAGCACAGCUAUCUUAAAGGCUCAAACACCAUUUUCUAACCUAGAAGGAGAAAAAUUACUAGAACUUUGAAAAACAAGUUAGUCAGCCAGUGUUAAUUGUAGUGACCUUUAGUUAGCCAACCUCAAUCAGUUAAGCUUAUCUUGCUAGAACCACCCUAAACAUUCCAAAAGUGAUUUUAUCUAACCAGACCCCCAGGAUGAGGCGUCAGCCGAAAAUUUAUGUGUCUAUGAAAAAAAAACACUGUAUUGUGACUGUAGAAAAUACUGCCCCUUUGAAAAUGCUAUAAAAACUUCUGGCUUUGUGUGUUCGGGGUCCUUGUUGAGACCCGCUGCGUCGGGCUAAUGCAUGGACCCCAGCUAGCUGGCCUCUGAAUAAAUUCCUCUUGCUUGUUGCAUCAAGAGACGCCUUCCGUGAGUGAUUUGGGGCGGCGUCCUCCUCUGGGAGAAUCCAACAUUUGGGGGCUCAUCUGGGAUCGUGCGCUCACCCCGCUUCACUCCCGAAGCCGUUCUUGGAGGAAGAGGUAAGAUUAGUGGCGCCUUGAGUUGUCUGUGUUCUGUGUUCUGUUUUUCAGUGAGACCGGUUGGAGUUCUGAAAAGGGUACCCUCUGUCUGGCAGCCAUCCCGGUCCCGUAAGGGGUCGCGACUGCGGUCGGUAGAUGUACUUGGAGCACCGCAGGCUGCAACCCUGGGGGACGCCCCGGGGAGUUUGGAGGGCCAGGGACGCCUGGUGGCCUCCCACCUGUUUUUCCGCAAAAGUGAACCGGAUGAGAUAGGGUUGGUUUUUGGGCGCCGAGAGUAUCAGCCCACUGAUUCCUUCCGGUUCUUGGUCAGAAAUCUGAGGAAGACAAAAAGCGGCCGCUGUGUGUCUAAUCUCUGUGUGUCUCUGUUUUAUGUGUCCUUUACGUGUCUAAUAAUUGUUAUACUGGCAAUGGGAAAGACAGUGACGACCCCCCUUAGCCUGACAAUAGGUCAUUGGACAGAAGUGAGAGCAAGGGCGCAUGACUUGUCGGUAGAAGUUAAAAAAGGGCUGUGGCAGACUUUCUGUACCUCCGAGUGGCCCACUUUUAACGUUGGAUGGCCCCCGGAGGGGACUUUUGACCUCUCCACUCUGCUUGCAGUAAAAGCUGUUGUUUUCCAGAAUUCAACUUGGGGACAUCCGGAUCAGCAGCCCUACAUUGUGGUCUGGCAAGAAUUGGUGGAAAAUCCACCGCCCUGGGUAAAGCCCUGGGUGCGAAAGAAAGCAAACUCUUGAGUCUUAUUGGCUCAGGCUCAACCUCAGGGAAAAGGGAAAGAGACCACCAAAAUACACCCUGACACUCAAGACUUGCUCAUGGUUGAUGAUCCCCCUCCUUACCCUCCUGCCUCUGCCCCGGCGCCUGAGGCCCCGGCGGCCGAGGCCCCAGUGCCUCCGGCCCCAGCACCUCCGAUGCCUCUAGCCUCUGGUACCGAGGCAUCGGGGCCAGCUCCGGGACCGGCCCAGGGAACUCGGCGGCGCCGAGGGGCCGCAUUGGACCCAUCAGGUAUUUUUCCCCUCAGGUCUUAUGGGGCCCCCAUUCUCGGGGAGGAAGGAGACCCGCCUUUCCAACCUCUGCAAUACUGGCCAUUCUCCUCUGCUGAUUUAUAUAAUUGGAAAGCUAACCACCCUCCUUUUUCAGAGGAACCGCAGAGACUAAUGGGACUGAUAGAGUCCCUGAUGUUCUCUCACCAGCCCACUUGGGAUGAUUGUCAGCAGCUCUUACAGGUACUCUUCACCACGGAAGAAAGAGAAAGGAUCCUCCUGGAAGCGCGAAAGAACGUGCCUGGAGCUGACGGACGACCUUCACAACUCCCUCAUGAUAUAGAAAGGGGGUUCCCACUGACCAGACCCAACUGGGACUUUAAUUCUCCAGAAGGUAGGGAGCGACUAACCAUCUAUCGCCAGGCUCUGGUGGCAGGUCUUCGCGGGGCUGCAAGGCGCCCCACCAAUUUGGCCAAGGUAAGAGAGGUUAGUCAGGGAGCCGCUGAGGCACCCGCAGUGUUCUUAGAAUGCCUGAUGGAAGCCUUCAGGCGGUAUACUCCUUUUGACCCCACUUCUGAGGAACACAGUGCUUCAGUGGCUCUUGCCUUUAUUGGGCAAUCAGCGCCUGAUAUUAGAAAGAAGCUUCAGAGACUAGAAGGCUUACAGGAUUUGUUGUUGAGAGAUUUGGUGAAAGAAGCCGAGAAAGUUUAUCAUAAGAGAGAGACUGAGGAAGAGAAGGAAUUAAGGAAGGAAAAGGAAAAAGAAAGUAAAGAGGAAAAGAGGGAUAGGAAGCAUGAGAGAAAUUUAACAAAAAUCUUGGCCGCAGUAGUAGAAGGUAAGGGACGCCCGCCCUCUAGUGGUAGAACUAGUAAGGCAGGGUACCUGGGCAACUGGCCUCCUUUGGAUAAAGAUCAAUGUGCAUACUGCAAAGAGAAAGGACAUUGGGUGAAAGAAUGCCCUAAAAAGCCACUGCAGAAGCCUCCAAAAAAGGUGUUGUCUCUGCUGGAAGACGAAGAUUAGGGAAGACGGGGCUCGGAACCCCUCCCCAAGCCCAGGGUAACUCUGAAAGUGGAGGGGCAACCUGUUGAGUUCCUAGUAGACACCGGUGCUCAACAUUCUGUAUUAACUAAAGACAAGGGCCCUCUCUCUGGCAAAAAGUCUUGGGUGAUUGGAGCUACAGGCCAGAAACAAUAUGCAUGGACCACCCGAAGAGCAGUAGACUUAGGAGUAGGACGAGUAAGUCACUCGUUCCUCAUUAUACUGGAAUGCCCUACGCCCCUGUUAGGAAGGGACAUCUUAACCAAAGUAGGAGCCCAAAUAUCUUUUCAAGCUGAGAAACCUCUGGUGACUAAUCAGGAAAAUAAGCCUUUGAACUUGAGUAUUCUGACCAUAAGAUUGGAAGAUGAAUACUGUCUUUUUAUGGAACCAGAGCCCUCCCGGAUUAGUCAGGAGUGGCUCGACCGAUUCCCAGGAGCCUGGGCGGAGAUGGCGGGCAUGGGGCUCGCCAAGAACCAGCCCCCUGUAAUCAUAGAACUAAAAGCUUCAGCCUUGCCAGUGACUGUGAGGCAAUAUCCAAUGAGUAAAGAAGCCAGGGAUGGAAUUAGGCCACAUAUCCAGAAGCUUAUGGAACAGGAAAUAUUGGUAAAAUGUCAAUCCCCAUGGAACACCCCCUUGCUCCCUGUAAAAAAGGCAGGAACGGGAGAUUACCGACCAGUACAAGAUUUAAGAGAAGUUAACAAAAGGACACAGGACAUUCACCCCACCGUGCCAAAUCCCUAUAACCUACUAAGCUCCCUGGCCCCAAAAAACAUCUGGCAUUCAGUUUUAGAUCUAAAGGAUGCUUUCUUUUGUCUGCGCUUGCACCAGAACAGCCAACCGCUGUUUGCCUUUGAGUGGAAAGAUCCCACCACAGGAACUACUGGGCAAUUGACCUGGACUCGUUUGCCACAAGGAUUCAAGAACUCGCCCACCCUCUUCGAUGAGGCUUUACAUCAGGACUUGGCUUUCUACCGAGCUUCAAACCCACAGGUAACUUUGCUGCAAUAUGUUGAUGACUUAUUGAUAGCCGCUCCCACCCGGGAGACCUGCCAAGAGGCCACUGAAGCCCUUUUGACUGAACUUGCCAAAUUAGGGUAUAGAGCAUCUGCUAAGAAGGCACAGAUCUGCCAACAACAAGUGAUUUAUUUGGGAUAUUCCCUGAGAAAAGGGAAAAGGUGGCUUACUGAAGCCCGGAAGUAGACUGUGACGCAGAUUCCGGUCCCCACUACAGCACGCCAGGUUCGCGAGUUUCUGGGGACAGCGGGGUUUUGUAGAUUGUGGAUACCCGGAUAUGCUUCCUUGGCUGCCCCUCUGUACCCCCUUACCAAGGGGACAGCCCCGUUUGUUUGGGGAUCUGAGCAACAACAGGCCUUUGAUGAUAUCAAGAAAGCCCUCCUCUCAGCACCCGCUCUAGCAUUGCCAGACGUAACUAAGCCAUUUGUCCUUUUCGUGGACGAACAGAGCGGAGUAGCUCGAGGAGUGUUGACCCAACAAUGGGGACCUUGGAAGAGACCUGUCGCCUAUCUGUCAAAAAAAUUAGACCCCGUGAGUAGUGGGUGGCCUGCCUGCCUGAGAGUAGUAGCAGCUGUGGCCCUCCUAGUUAAAGAUUCUGACAAACUAACACUGGGACAAAAACUCACUGUGGUUGCUUCACAUGCGUUGGAGAGCAUAAUCCGGCAACCACCCAAAAGAUGGAUGUCAAAUGCCAGAAUGACUCACUACCAGACCUUACUCCUGAAUCGUGAUCGUGUGGAAUUUGCCCCACCCGCCAUCCUAAACCCAGCUACUCUGCUCCCCGAAUUGGGAAAAGAAGUACUUCAUACCUGCCAGGAAAUCCUGGCUGAGGAGACGGGGACCCGCCAGGACUUACAAGAUCAGCCUUUAGAAGGACCAGGACUCCUGACUUGGUAUACAGACGGGAGCAGUUACAUUAUGGAUGGUAAGAGAAUGGCGGGAGCUGCAGUAGUGGAUGAUAACCGAAUCGUGUGGGCCAGUGGACUUCCAACGGGCACUUCUGCACAGCGAGCAGAGCUCGUCGCUCUGACUCAGGCUCUAAAGAUGGCAGAAGGUAAGAGACUUAACGUCUAUACCGACAGCCGAUACGCUUUUGCCACCGCUCACAUACACGGGGCUAUUUAUACAGGGUUAUUGACUUCUGCCGGGAGAGAUGUUAAAAACAAACAAGAAAUUUUAAAUUUGUUAGAAGCCAUCCAUAGACCUAGAGAAGUGGCAAUAAUACAUUGCCCUGGGCAUCAAAAAAGCGACUCUCUAAUAGCUCAAGGAAACAGAAGGGCGGACCAAGCUGCAAAACAAGCAGCCCAGGGAAUGAAUAUCUUACCCCUCCAAGUGUACCCGGAGGCCACUUGUAUUAAGAGCUUCCAGUAUACACCUGAAGACCUCGCUUGUAUAAACAAAUUAGGGUUUAAAAAUUUCUCACCCCAUGAGAUAUACAAGUCUGAAAAAGGGAGAGUUGUCCUGCCCCAGAGAGAGGCAGAAGAAUACUUAAGGCAAUUGCAUCAAUUGACACAUUUGGGAGCAAAAAACCUAAAGACCUUGGUUCAAGACUCCCCUUAUCAUGUUAUUGGAUUAGGAAAACUGGCUGACGAGGUUGUAAGAAAUUGUGUUCCCUGCCAAUUAGUAAAUGUGAGUAAAAAUCCAGUAACAUCCGGGAAAAGACUUCGAGGGGAUCGCCCAGGAGCUUACUGGGAAGUUGACUUCACUGAGAUCAAGCCUGCUAAGUAUGGAUAGAAGUACCUUCUAGUUUUCCUAGACACAUUUUCAGGAUGGACAGAGGCAUUCCCCACCAAAACUGAGACAGCUCAGACGGUGUCUAAAAAGAUCCUUGAAGAAAUAUUUCCCAGGUUUGGAAUCCCAAAGGUAAUCGGCUCCAACAACGGCCCUGCCUUUGUUGCCCAGGUAAGUCAGGGAUUGGCCAAGAUUUUGGGGACGGAUUGGAAUUUGCAUUGUGCAUACAGGCCCCAGAGCUCAGGACAGGUAGAAAGGAUGAAUAGAACUCUAAAAGAGACCCUGACUAAAUUAUCCAUAGAGACUGGUUUAUAUGAUUGGUUGGUCCUCCUUCCCUUCGCCUUAUUCCGAGUUAGAAACACCCCCAGCCGUUUUAGACUAACACCCUUUGAAAUAAUGUUUGGAGCCCCGGCUCCACUAAAUGCAGCUCACCUCCACGUAUCCCCUGAAUCUGUGACUAAUAAGUUUCUGCUUGAAAGGUUACGGGCUCUGGAAGUUGUGCAGAAAGAAGUGUGGGCCUCUAUCCGAGAAGCCUAUCGGCCAGAGGACAUUUCAGUACCUCACCCGUUCCAAGUGGGAGACUCUGUCUACGUAAGGCGACAUCGAACGGAAAAUCUUGAGCCUCGGUGGAAAGGACCCUUCAUCGUCCUUUUGACCACACCUACAGCUGUGAAAGUAGAUGGCAUCUCUUCCUGGAUACAUGCUUCACAUCUGAAGAAAGCGCCUCAACCAGACCCGGACUAGCGAGUAAUUCGAACUGAUAACCCUCUUAAAUUUUCUCCCCCAUGCUCCCCGGUGCAAGGGGUGGAGGAGCUGGCUCUCCUGAGCUACCAGCACACAGGCCUGGAGGGGCUUCAGAAACCUCUGUGCAGUGCUUCCUCCGUGGCUGUGCAGGGGCCAAGCGGUGCCAAGGUGACCCCAAACCCUCCCAAACAGGCUGCUGACCUCCGUGUCAAGCCGAGGCCAGCCAAUCGGCACAUCGCUGCAGAGGUUAAGGAAAGGCAUGCAUUGGAGAGACAAGCACCCCGAGGACAGGAGAGCAGGUUCCCUUUAACUCCCCCAACCUUAGGGAAAUCUGACACCCAUCCCUGUGUGGCCUUGGGGCGCCUGAUGCAGAGAAUAAAGAGCCGGCACAAUGAGAGGAAGUGCUGCCGGCCCCCUCCCGCUCUGCUGGUUCCCUUAGAGAAGCGGAGGGCAGCAUCCAUUGCAGGAGACCCAGACAGCAACCAGCACAAAGUGAGUGGUGACCUGCCCCUGAGGAGGGAGCCCUUCCCAGGAGAGAGCUCAGGAGGGAGGUGA